Molecule: messenger RNA, 310 nt
Organism: Acaulospora morrowiae
Lineage: Eukaryota; Fungi; Glomeromycota; Glomeromycetes; Diversisporales; Acaulosporaceae
Source: the annotation of a GenBank genome assembly
GAAACUGAGAGGCAGCUCUCUCACUACAAGACCCAACUAUAAUGACAACGAGCUAAGCAAAGGUAACAAAUUCAACAAGAUCAGAGAGACGGCCACUCAACCAUAUCCCACUUCUGCAAAGAAAUCCAAAACACAUGUUGAAAAACAGAAAACUAGUAUGAUUCCAAUUAGCACUGGCAAUACACCGACAGAAACUACUUCUCCACAAGAACCAAACGAUAGAGAACGAAAGGGAACCACAACGAUCAAACCUACCAAAGCGCUAACCAGCGACUCAAAAUUGGACAAAGAAAUGGAUGGCACAGGCUGA